Molecule: messenger RNA, 1773 nt
Organism: Melanaphis sacchari
Lineage: Eukaryota; Metazoa; Arthropoda; Insecta; Hemiptera; Aphididae
Product: copine-8-like
Exons: 8
Coding region: 76-1719 (547 amino acids)
Biological process (GO): cellular response to calcium ion
Cellular component (GO): plasma membrane
Molecular function (GO): calcium-dependent phospholipid binding
Source: RefSeq, a predicted model, not a curated record
AAUAAUAGUUGUAAUAGUUAUCUAUAAUUUACAAAUUGUUUUAAUUAAUUAAAAAUUCUAAAUCAAAACUAUAUAAUGGCAUUUACUCCAGGAUCAGCCGUUUCUCCGUCUGCUGACAUUGAGUUAUCUUUGGCAUGCAGGAGUCUGUCUGGUACAGAUGUUUUGUCAAAAUCUGACCCAAUGUGUGUAACAUAUAUACAACCAUUUGGCCAAAAUAAAUGGAUUGAGUUUCAUCGAACUGAAACUGUUAAAAAUAAUCAGGAUCCAAAUUUUGUUUCUAAAGUAUUGAUAAGCUUUAGAUUUGAAGAAAAACAGCCUCUGUUGUUUGAAAUAUAUGAUACUGAUUCAAAAGAUAAAGAUUUAACAGUACAUGAUUUUCUUGGAACUGUAACAAUUUCUUUAGGACAACUUGUUGCUAAUAAACGUAAUAAGUUACAACUAACAGAUCGUGAUGGUAAUUUGAAAAGUAGUUAUUUAGUUAUAACUGCAGAAGAAUUGGGUAUGGAUAGAGAUGAAGUGAUAUUAGAAAUGAGUGGAUUUAAAUUGGAAAAAAAAGACUUUUUUGGUAAAUCUGAUCCAUUUUUGGAAAUCUAUAAACUUACGGAUACUGGAAAUUAUACAUUAGUUUAUAAAACUGAUGUCAUUAAGGAUACGUUAAAUCCUCGAUGGAAAAAAUUUAAUAUUCCUGUUCGAUCAUUUUGUAAUGGAGAUUAUGAACGGGAUUUAAAAAUUAUUUGUUUUGAUUGGAAUUCAAGUGGUGAUCAUAGUUUAAUUGGUGAAUUUCAUACCACUCUAAAAGGUCUAUCAAAUCCUAAUGCUACUUUUAAAUGCAUUAAUGGGAAAAAAAAAGAAAAAAAAAAGGAUUACAAAGAUUCUGGUGAAAUACGUGUAGAAUACAUAAAAAUACAAUCAACUUAUUCAUUUUUAGAUUAUGUCCAAGGAGGAACAGAGAUGUUUUGUACUGUGGCUAUUGACUUUACUGCUUCAAAUGGUAGUCCAUCAAAUCCAUCAUCUUUACAUUUCAUCAAUAACGCAAGUAUGAAUAGUUAUGAACAAGCAAUAUGGAGUGUUGUAUCUAUAAUUGAAGACUAUGAUUCUGAUAAACAAUUCCCUGUUUUGGGUUUUGGAGCUAAAAUUCCUCCUUCUGGACAAGUGUCACAUGAAUUUUUUGUCAAUAUGAAUCCUCAAAAUCCACAUUGUUUUGGCGUAAGAGGUGUGUUAGAUGCAUAUCGCAGUUGUAUUAAUCAAGUGCAAUUGUAUGGACCUACAAAUUUUGCACCUAUUAUCAAUCAUGUAGCUAAAAUAGCUCAAAAUAACCAAAAUGGAAGUGGUUAUUUUAUUUUACUUAUAUUGACUGAUGGAGUUAUUACUGACAUGCCAGAUACCAUUCAGGCUAUUAUUAAAGCAUCUUCAUUACCAAUUUCUAUUAUUAUUGUGGGUAUCGGUAAUGCAGAAUUUGACGCAAUGGAAGAAUUGGAUGCUGAUAAAGGAGGACUAAAGAUGAACGGAGUUAAAGCAGCAAGGGACAUUGUACAAUUUGUACCAUUUAACAAAUAUCAUAAUCUUGACCUAAGUGUUGCUAAUUUACAUUUAGCAAAAGAUGUAUUGGCCGAAGUACCUAAACAAUUUAUGGACUAUAUGAAAAUAAAUGGCAUUGUGCCUAAAAAAAGAGCAUCUCAAACCACAACACCUGAGAUUGAGAAUUUAAAAAUUCAAUGAAUUAAUUAAAUUUAAGCAGCUUUAAAUCAAUUUUUUUCUUUUCUUUUUAUUGGU